Harmonia axyridis is the source of this 2177-nucleotide messenger RNA. RefSeq lists its product as uncharacterized. The coding region runs from base 112 to 1512 and encodes 466 amino acids. The transcript has 2 exons. Lineage: Eukaryota; Metazoa; Arthropoda; Insecta; Coleoptera; Coccinellidae. The record is from RefSeq and is a predicted model, not a curated record.
CUAGUGAACAAGUGAAAUAAAAGCGUUCGUUGUUAUUACGAUCGUUUAACACUGUGUAGUGUUCGGAAUUGUGAAAUUAUCUUUCCGGUGCCUAGGGGUCCCAUUGGAAAGAUGGCACUACCAACCCACUUCAUUAAAAUCGGUGAACUGCUUGAAGAAUCUGCAGAGACAGAAAAUGAUAAUCUGAUUUUGGAAAGGCUGAAACUUUUGGCUCAGGAACACUUGCCAGAGGGUUGGACCGAGUGGAAGGUGGCCCAGCUGACGAAAGAACAGGUGCUAGGAAAUCCAGUGGAUCCCCUGGUCCUCAACAAAAUCAGGUUUGCACUUCCUACUCUGGGAGUAGUGAGGGCUUUUUCUCCAGAAGCGGAUCAUCUGUCGGAAAAAACCUACAGGGACAUCAAAAUGUCUAUGUUAGAAUGGGCCUUCUGCAGGGCCCUGAUUAUGAGUCCCCCAUCUGUUUCCAAUCGAAUAAGAGGUUCGGCCGCCCAAUCCGAAAUCUUCAAUCAGGCGGUUAGAGAUAUGAAACCUUGGCUAAUAUCCAGGCAAGAAGCUUCAGGCCAGUUGGGUGAGAAGUCAGAAGCUGGUUCAGAAGAAGAAAUGUCUGAAGACUCCCAUGGUAAACGUCGAAGAUAUUCUUCAAAGGAGCAAGUUGUGAAGAGACCAAGGCUUGAUCGAGUCACCCUUCUUGAAAAUAAGGUGGAUACAAUGUUUACUUCAAUCUGCGCUCGCCUGGAUGAUUUAGCAAAAACUCAAUCUACAGGGGUCGAGUCAUCGGCCGAAGAGGAAGAUGAGUUACCUUAUAAUUCUGAUCAGGAGAGCUCCCAAACUUGGCAAGCGCCAGCUAUUGAUUUCACAGAUAACCUAGAUCUAGAUUUUUUACCUGAUGUAAAGGAAGCUGCUCCGGACAUUCCGGAGCCCAGUCCAAUCAUAAAGGCAGAAGGUAUUGCCUGCCAACGUUUUGGUUCAGAAUCGUGGAACAAAAUUAGAUAUAAAGAAGUUCAGAAACGCUUGCAGGCGGCGCCAGUUUUUGGGGCUCUCAAAGUUAAUUCGCAGUUGGGAAGUUUAGCGACUAGGUCUUUCGCCUCGGACCUACUAGUAACAUUUGAUGAUACAUUAGGCACUAUCUGCCAUGGCCUUUUAAACCAAAGAAAAGCAUUAGCUGAGGUUUUGAAAGGCCUUACCGCUAAGCACCCUGAUAUUGUCGACGACCUAAAGUCGGUUCUAAUUGAUACCAAUUCUAAUUUUAAGAACUAUUCAGAUGAUCUCUUACAAUUUGUAUGUGCUCAUAGAGCAGAAACCAUUAAAUUUAGACGUCAAGCAUAUAAAACGAAAUCGGACUUUCGAACAGUCAAAUUGAACCAAAUUCCCCCUUCUUCGACGCACAUUUUCGAUGAAGAAAAAUUAACAGAUUUUUUAAAAGAACAAGGAGGUUUUUUUUCAAUGUUUUUUACAAGCGGUCGGAUAGAUCCGGGAACAGAACAUAUUCUGUCCCCCAAAAAAAGUCUCGGUUAGAGCACAAGAGACCGUCUAAAUUUCAGCCAUCGAAAUCUAAGAGCUCAUCUUGGCGAAAUCGUUCGAGUCCUCAUUCUACUACAGUUGCUUCAUAUAGAAAUCGUCGAGAAACAAGGGGUGGUCACGUAGGAAGAACCAACAAGCCGCGUCGUCCAGAAGGCAAGAGGCGUCUUUGACGCGCCCUUUGUAGCAGGUCAGAUCAAAGGGUACUCGAGCAUCUGGAAAAAGCUAGGCGCUCCACCAUACGUGAUGAAAGCAAUAAAAGGUUAUUCCAUCCCCUUUGUAAAGAAACCUCCUUCUGUUCCGUUGACAGGUGCUCUUAUAAAAAAAUUUUCCACAAAAGUUUCAGAAACUAUGUCAAAAGAAAUCAAUACUCUAAUAAAUCAACAAGUGGUGGAACCAUCGGUGGCAAAGACCGGGUUCUUAUCUCAACUAUUUUUAGUCCCGAAACAAGACGGGAAGAUGAGGCAGAUUUUCAAUCUUCGGCGUCUCAAUGGGUAUUUAAAUCCCAAGCGUUUUCGUCUGGUAAAUCAAAACAAAGUACCAGGGUUUCUUCAAGAAGGCGACUUUGUAGGGAAACUGGACCUAUCACAAGCAUACUUCCACAUUCCAGUAAAGGAAGAGCAUCGCAGGUACCUCUCCUUCGCUUACAAAAGGAGAGUAUU